Messenger RNA from Penicillium concentricum, 1977 nucleotides. RefSeq lists its product as uncharacterized. Lineage: Eukaryota; Fungi; Ascomycota; Eurotiomycetes; Eurotiales; Aspergillaceae. The transcript has 2 exons. The record is from RefSeq and is a predicted model, not a curated record. The coding region runs from base 1 to 1977 and encodes 658 amino acids.
AUGCGUUUCUCCACCGCUUUUAUUUCAACUCUGGUGCUCUCCAGCACCGCGCUGGCCGGUCCCGCCGCCCAGGUAUCCUCAUCUGUGGGAGCUGGUGCGACCACAGAGGCAGAGGCGAACAAAAAGGACGUUGCGCAACCCCAUGCAAACAGCGAGAGUGCACCAGAUACCACUCUUAUUGUGCAAACAGCAGAGAGCAUUGUCAACACUGCUGCGCAGCAAAAUACUCAGACUGCAACUCACGCAGCAGCAGCAGCAGCAGCAGUAUCGACUGCUGAAUCAAGCAGCAACGACAAGGAGAACGCUGUUGCAGACACAGCCAACGAGGCGCAGAAGGACACCCAGAGUGUUACGACUUCUGCCAACGCUGAGACUUCGGCCAAGCCGGACACGUCGGGCCUGAACAACAUCCUGCCAACAGAGAACUCUAUUCCAGGAAGUUCCGCCUCAGAGACUGUUACAUCUCAUGCCUCCCAAAAGACCAAAACAGGCUCUAGUGCUCAAGACACAGCUACCACGACCCAGACUACAAAGUCUGCAGAAAGCACACAGAACUCCUUCACAGGGGGCGGUAGCACAACGACCCACUCCUCGGAUAUUGGGAAGUUCUUUGAUGGAAUCGGGGGCCUGUUUUCCCCUACUCUGCUGGCGGAUAUCGAGUCCUUCUUCCACCAUGUCGGCUAUCUCCUUGAUGACGACACCACACAGAAUACCAAGGAUCUGAUUAAUACAGCCUCUGGUCUGCUCACCAAGAGCCUGAUCACAAAGGUCACUGGACUGCUUGACAACGCCAGCGACCUCUUGACUGCCGAGUUCGUCAAGGAGACCAAGGGUUUGAUCAAAGCCGUUGGUCCUGUGAUCACUCCUGAAUUGUUCAAGGAGAUCAAUAGCCUGCUUGGCAACGCAAAUCAUCUCCUGACCGCCGAAUUCGUGAAGGAAACCAAGGAGCUAAUUAACACCGUGUCCCCUGUUCUUACGCCCGACCUGUUCAAGGAAAUCAGUAGCCUUCUGGGUAACGCCAACAACCUUUUGACUCCUUCGUCUGUGAAGGGGAUCAACAACCUGCUCACUAACGCCGGUGGUCUGCUGACUGCUGACUUUGUCAAAGAGACCAAGAGCCUGAUCAGCGCUGUUGGUCCUAAUAUCACACCUGAGCUGUUCAAGGAGAUUAACAGUGUUCUUGGCAACGCUAACAAGCUCCUAACCCCCUCAACUAUCAAGGAGAUUAGCGGCUUGUUGGGUAAUGCCAACACCCUCCUGACGCCUGCAACAAUCAAGGAGAUUGGCGGCUUGUUGAACAAUGCCAACAAUCUCCUGACGCCUGCAACAACCAAGGAAAUCGGCGGCCUUCUCAACAACGCCAACAGCCUCCUGACCGCAGAUUCUGUCAAAGAGAUCGGCGGCCUCCUCAGCAGUGCCAGCAGUCUCUUAACGCCCAGCUUUGUGAACGAGACCCAGGGCCUUAUUGGCGGUGUGUCGAAGUACCUGACCCCGGAAAUUCUCGCAUCUCUCGGCCCUCUGCUCUCCAAUGCCAAUGAUCUCUUGACGGAAGACGGCGUCAAGGAGAUCAAUGGCCUACUAGGCAACGCCAACGAUCUCCUUACCCCAGAUUCGGUCAAGGAAAUCGGUGGCUUGCUUUCCAGUGCCAGCGAUCUGCUCACCCCCAAGUUCGUCCACGAGACCCAGGGCCUGAUCGAUCUGGUCGCUCCCGCUAUCACGUCCAAGCUCCUGACCAACGUCUCCUACUUGCUCGGAAAUGCUACUAGCCUGCUGAACCCAUCAUUCGUCAACGACACCCGCACUCUCAUCACUGAUGUCUCGCCUGUCAUCACCCCCAACCUCCUCGCCGAGGUGGGUGGCCUUCUCAACAAUGCCGGCGAUCUCCUCACACCCAAGUUUGUGAACGAGACUCAAACUCUGAUCGAGGAUGCCGCAGAUAUCCUUCCACUUGUCAUGAAGCUGCUCGGGUCGUUGUAA